ACAAGCAAAGGGGUGUGUGUGUGUUUUUCUACUGACAAGAUUUGUUCUCGUUAAUAAGGCUGGUUGUUUCUGUCCUAAAACAUAAUCUGCAAAAACCUCCCCGUGCAUCAUUCCGGAGCUGCGGAUACUGCAUGGGUCAGAUACAGUAGCCUGCAGCAGUCUGAACGGAGGAUACGGCGCUUCAGAGGCUCAAAGCUCAAGGGGAGGAAGUGAAAACAGACCAAACAAUCAAAAGAGGUCAAGUUUGGACUACAUGAUCUUUUGACUUGUCUUCUGUAAAUAACUUUCUCCUGGAUUAGAAAUCACCACUUUGGAAAGUGCCUCCAGCAUCCAGCCAACAGUAAAGAAGACUAAUGCUCAUGAACCUUCCCUCCAAGCCUUUCUCCAGAACACUGCCUCACCUCUAAGCUUUGUGUGAGCAGAGAGAGCCGACAACAUGGCGCUCAGCAUCCAGCCAUGGCCUCCUUUACUCUGGCUGUGCGUGGGAUUGCUUCUUUCCUUUCUGUCUCCCACAGAUGGCAAAGAAUGUCCACAUUUGUGUGUAUGCGACAUCCGUCCUUGGUUCACCCCCCAGUCAACCUACAAGGAGGCAACAACGGUGGACUGCAAUGACUUGAGGCUCACACACAUCCCUACCAACUUGUCUACCGAUACUCAGGUGUUGCUGCUCCAAAGUAAUGCCAUUUCCCACACUAGUGGAGAGCUGGAGGCGCUGUUCAAUUUGACAGAGUUGGAUCUAUCCCAGAACAACUUCAGCACAGUGGAAGCUGUGGGCCUCACAAGCAUGAACCACCUGACCACCCUGCACCUAGAGGAGAACCAGAUCAGCCAGCUGCCAGACCACUGCCUGGGAAACCUCUCCAACCUCCAGGAGCUCUACAUCAACCACAACCAGAUAAGCUCUAUUUCCCCUCGAGCAUUCGCAGGCUUGCACAGCCUGCUUCGCCUUCAUCUUAACUCCAAUAAGCUCCAUGUCAUAGACAGCCGCUGGUUUGAAGAAACACCUAACCUUGAGAUCCUCAUGAUUGGGGAGAACCCAGUUAUUGGCCUCCUAGACAUGAACUUCAAGCCUCUAGGAAGCCUGAGGAGUCUGGUCCUGGCUGGAAUGGACCUUACUGAUGUUCCAGCGAAUGCUUUUGUAGGUUUGGAUGCCCUGGAAAGCAUUUCUUUCUAUGACAACAAACUGGUGAGAAUCCCUCAAUUGGCCCUUCAGAAAGUUCCCAAUCUGAAGUUCUUGGAUUUGAACAAAAAUCCAGUUCACAAGAUCCAGGAAGGAGAUUUCAGGAACAUGUUACGUCUCAAGGAGCUGGGUAUCAACAACAUGAUGGAGUUAGUGUCAGUUGACCGCUAUGCUCUAGACAACCUGCCAGAACUGACAAAGCUGGAGGCCACCAACAACCCUAAGCUGUCUUACGUGCAUAGGUUGGCCUUUAGGGACAUGCCCUCUUUGGAAAGCCUGAUGCUCAACAAUAAUGCCCUCACUGCCCUUUACCAGCACACCGUGGAGGGGUUGCCUAAUCUGCGGGAGAUCAGUCUGCAUAGCAACCCAUUGCGUUGUGACUGCGUCAUUCAGUGGAUGAGUUCCAACAAGACCACAGUGCGCUUCAUGGAGCCCUUAGCGAUGAUCUGCAACUCCCCACCAGACCUCAGAGGGCAGCGGGUUCGAGAGCUAAGGUUGCUGGAGGCUCCGGAGCAAUGCCUGCCCCUCAUAUCCCACAACACCUUCCCCGGUCACUUGAACCUAGAGCUGGGUAUGAGCAUCAGUCUUGACUGCAGAGCCAUGGCCGAGCCAGAGCCUGAGAUCUACUGGGUGACUCCUCUUGGGAACAAAAUCACAACAGACACUGUGUCUGAGCGAUACCACUUGAACAAUGAGGGGACCCUGCGGCUUUCUCAUGUUCAGGUGGAAGAUUCUGGCCAUUACACAUGCGUGGCCCAGAACACAGAAGGAGCUGACACAAGGGUUGCCAGCAUCCGUGUGAAUGGCACCCUGCUUGAAAGUGCCCAGGUGAUGAAAAUCUAUGUCAAGCAGACCGAAUCGCACUCCAUCUUGGUCUCCUGGAAAGUCAAUUCUAAUGUCAUGUCCUCCAACCUGAAGUGGGCCUCAGCCACCAUGAAGAUUGACAACCCACACAUCACAUAUACUGCUCGUGUCCCUGUGGACGUUCAUGAGUACAACCUCACACACCUUCAACCUGCCACUGAGUAUGAGGUAUGCCUCACCGUCUCUAACGUCCACCUGCAGACUCACAAGUCCUGCGUUAAUGUGACAACACGUAGCGCUACCUUCGCCCUGGACCUGUCAGACCAGCACCCUAGUGCGGCUGUGCUGGCUGUCAUGGCGACCAUGCUGGCCUUCCUCAGUCUGGCCACUGUGGGCAUCUACAUUGCCCGCAGGUGGAAGAGGAAAAACUACCACCACUCUCUGAAGAAGUACAUGCUGAAGACUUCCUCAAUCCCCCUGAACGAGCUUUACCCUCCGCUCAUCAAUCUGUGGGAGGCAGAGGGUGAGAAGGACAAGGACGGCAGCGCAGAGGGAAAACCCUCUCCUGUUGACACCACACGUAGUUAUUACAUGUGGUGAGGAUUGAGAAGGGAGGCCUGGCUGCCUCUCCAGCAGCACAAAAAGACACACUUUUGCCAUUUUGGUGCAAAAGCCGAAUAAAGUUGCAAAUGUUUUUUUGUAUUCUCAGCUUUGCUAUUAAGAGGCAGAGUGAUCAAGGACAGGAUUUUUAUUAGUAUAGCGUAUCGCCUUUGUUUGAUUCUUUCUAUCUUUUAAUUAUUUUGGACUCUCAAAGAUGGCAGCUGUAUUUAGCCUCCAGGUUGUCUUUGUUGCUAUGCUCUUGUUUCUG
Messenger RNA from Plectropomus leopardus (leopard coralgrouper), 2852 nucleotides. Its product is annotated as leucine-rich repeat neuronal protein 1-like. Gene Ontology annotation, molecular function: protein binding. NCBI's taxonomy places the organism in Eukaryota, Metazoa, Chordata, Actinopteri, Perciformes, Serranidae. Gene Ontology annotation, cellular component: plasma membrane. The record is from RefSeq and is a predicted model, not a curated record.